Arachis stenosperma is the source of this 1351-nucleotide messenger RNA. RefSeq lists its product as uncharacterized. The record is from RefSeq and is a predicted model, not a curated record. NCBI's taxonomy places the organism in Eukaryota, Viridiplantae, Streptophyta, Magnoliopsida, Fabales, Fabaceae. The transcript is spliced from 3 exons. The coding region runs from base 157 to 1215 and encodes 352 amino acids.
AGUAGCAACAAUAAUAACUCUGCACGUGCAGUUUGCUUUAACUUGCAUUGUUCUUGCGAUAACCGUUAACCCUUUACACAACCUCCAUCCCCAACACACAGUAGUGUUGUGAAUGAAACAACCCUCACAGAGAGAAAAACGAGUAGAGAGACAGUGAUGAAGAGGCAAACCAGCGCAGUGUCACCGUCGUCAUCCCGGCGAGAAAACGCGCCGGAAAAAAUCCACGCCAAGACCAUCGGCUGCAUGUCUGGCAUUCUCCACCUCAUCUCCCGCUCCAACAGCCGCAGCCAACGCCGCUUCCUCACCUUCGGAAACAAGAAGAAUCCUAAGAAUAAUUCUUCUUCCGCCGUUUCCUCUAUCGCCGCCGUAGAAAUAUCAAAAGAGGAGAAGACUUCCGAAGUUGCCGCCGGCCGAAAAUCGAUAUCGCCGUGCGAGGUGCCGAGAAGCCCGACGUUACCCGCGGAGAUUCGCCGGUCUCGUGCGACAAAGCCUCAAUCGCCGACGCCGGAGAGUCGCUCGCCGGCUUUGGUGGCGAGGUUGAUGGGACUGGAGGAAGCAUCGGAAGCUGCGCCGUCGGAAUCGGUGGCGGAGAAGAGGCGGCAACUUCUCGGAGCGCUACAACGGUGUGAUGAGGACUUGAAGGCGCUGAAGAAGAUUAUCGAGGCGGUUCAGUUGACGGAUCCGCUGCCAUCGGCUGAGCCGGAGGAAUCUAAAACCGCCGGCGAGUUCGAUGGUAAGAUCAAAACGGUUUCGGAGGUGAAGUGUACGGUGGUUACCGGCGAGCAGCAGCAGCCGAGUCCAGUGUCCGUACUCGACGAGUUCACUCGUUCACCACUCAGUCCGAGUUGCCAUUCGGGAAGACAUUCAUUCGGGCGAAUACAGCUGCAACAGAAGCAACAGCAGUUACUGAAGAAGCCUGGAGAGGAAGAAAUCAGCAGCACAUACAUCUAUGAAAGAAUGACAAGUGAGUUGGUACAUAAAAAAGUUAUCGAAGAUGAAGAUCAUCAUUCAGUUAUGUGGAGUAGCAAAGCCAUGAUAAAAAGUGUGGAGGAAGUGUGUAGGGACAUUGCUUGGGGAGAAAAGCGAGAGCUUGGAAGAAUAGGUUUGGCUUUGCAAGAUCAUAUCUGCAAGGAUUUGAUUGAAGAGGUUGUUAGAGAAUUAGGUUGCUUUUACACAUUGCCUUUUCAGGCCUGUAAGAGAAGACUAUGCUUCUAACUAUACCCAUCCUCUUUUUCAACAUGUUAAUUAUAUCAGUUAAACUUACAUAUAUUGGCCUUACAGAUUACAGAUUUACAGUCGACUCAGAAUAUUAUUUGUGCUAUAAAGAUGUACGACACAUCAUUUAUAAAUA